Molecule: messenger RNA, 777 nt
Organism: Heterobilharzia americana
Lineage: Eukaryota; Metazoa; Platyhelminthes; Trematoda; Strigeidida; Schistosomatidae
Source: the annotation of a GenBank genome assembly
AUGGAUGAUAUCACUCGUUCAUCAACGGCAGAAAAAUGUUCACUGUCAUCUGAGGCUAACCAGAAUGAAAGAAUGAGCUCAUACUUUACAAUUUCAUCUUUUGAUUAUGCAACUAUAUCAAAAAGUAAAAUAAAACCUGGAAAUAUUCCUGAUCCACCAUCCUCAGAUGAAUCAGUUACUGAUUCCAAUUCACAAAGUACACAUGAAAAUGGGGAAGUCAACAACACAAAUGAAAACAGUCCAGAAAGUAAAAUUAAAUUACCAUCAAGACGUAUUCACUCAUCUAGCAGUGCAGCAAUGUUGCGUCAGCAUUUACAUCGUGCUUACCGGCCAGUAUUUUUCCUAAUUUACAAUCGUCCUAGUGUAAUUGAACAUCUAACUGAAUGUGAUUCAUUUGCUUCAUUUUGCAAGCGUCAAGCUCUGAGUCCUGUAAUGUUUUUAAACCAACCAACAACACUUUUUGAUAAAAAACCUUAUCCAUGCAUUUACCAAAAUUUUGAUCUCUUUAAAGUAUCUGUAGCUGGAUAUUUACCCCCAAGCGAAUGUGAUGCUUCAGCAGACUCAACUCAUUUAAGUAACAGUAAUCAUACACCCAAUAGUAGUGUAACAAAUACUAACAGUAAAGACUUUUCGUUUGCAGCACCAAAUGGAGAGUAUCUACAACAGCAACAGCAAAUUAAAGGAGGAUGUUACUAUGGAAAAAGUCUAUUGUAUUUUCCUUAUUUCACCUCACACAGAAGUGUUGCAGCCUAUGACAACCCUGGAUUCGCCCGGUAA